UCCGAUUGCGUGCCGUGGUUAACAUGUGGUGAAACCAAGUUUUUGCCUUAAAACUUUUCGUGUAGCUAAAUUUGAUGGAUCAUCGUGAUUCGUGAUUAAUUUGGGAAAAUGUCUGCCGCAAUCAUAGUUCCGCUGAUCAUAUUCUUGCUGAUUCUUGUCUGGAUGUCUGUGUACACGUUUGACAGACGAUACAACCGAACGAGAAUCCUCACAACUCGUGCCGCCGCUACUUCCGCAAACACGGCCAUUGUUUACACGAUUCCCACCAACCCACCAACGUCCGAGCACGGCUCCGUCCCGAUUAUUCCACACCGAUCGCUGUUUGGUACCAGACCACAACCGUACAACACCACCAACGAUAUGCCACCCUCGUACGAAGAUGUUACCAAAACGAACACAACUGCAACAACUUGAAUUGUGGAUGAAACUGUAACAUUUUUAAUUUAUUAACUUAGGGUUAAUCGACGCCACACUAGUUUAAGGUUAAAGGCUGUGAUAUGUAUUUGAAUGAAUUCUGGUUGGGCUUCGUUUAAACAGGCGCCUCAAAUAUGUAAUAUGUUAACAUAAACAAAAAAA
Molecule: messenger RNA, 576 nt
Organism: Culex quinquefasciatus (southern house mosquito)
Lineage: Eukaryota; Metazoa; Arthropoda; Insecta; Diptera; Culicidae
Exons: 4
Coding region: 109-414 (101 amino acids)
Source: RefSeq, a predicted model, not a curated record